AUGAGCUGCGUUCUGCUCCUGGCGCUGAUCGCCUUCGUCACCGCCCAGCCCACUACAACAGGUGUUCAAAGUUCUCCUUCAGGAUCUGGAGGGCAAGCACUAUUACAAUAUUUGCUCUAUAAUGAGAAAAACGAGAAACAAAACGAACGACUUGAUAGGGAUCGGUGUCUGGUUGAAUGGCAAGCUCUGGAAAAAGAAGUUCAUUGCAGCCGAUGUCAUACCGGUCGUGGCGUGCCGGGAGGGGGAAAGGGUGGCGAACGCGCGGGUGUGGAAGGUGCUGGGCGGCGGCCGUGUGGCAGCGCGGGCGCGUGUGGAGCCACCGUAAAGCGAGUACCGCAGUCCACGCUAGGCCUGCCGCCGCUAACAACCAUCGAGCUCGCGUUCUGCGUCCUGGCGCUGAUGCGGCCUUCGUCACCGCCCAGCCCACUACAAGCAGGUGACAGAGUGUUCAAAGUUCUCCCUUCAGGAUCUGAGGGCAAGAUGACGCCAAGAGAAGGAGUGCCCGGAGCCCAGUGUCCGACGUUCGUGGUGUUCACGGCACCUGACGGCUGCAGCAGCUGCUCCUGCUCCGUGGACGCGCGCCUCACCGACUGCACUCGCAGCACUUGCUCCGACCCAGGCAACUAUACGAUCAACGAGUGCGUGGAGAACGCGCUGUCUACCGAGUGCAUUUCGACCAUGAUUCUGCCAAGGGUUCAUCUGUCUACAUCUCCUCAUGUUUUAUGUUCGACAGGGAACUACACGAUAAACGAGUGUGUGGAGAACGCCCUGUACGCGGGCAACGACGGCUGCAACAGCUGCCAGUGCAACGCGUUCCGCAGUUUCUCCUGGUGCACGCGCAAGAUCUGUCUGCUGUCGGAUGCUUCCUCGCCGCAGCCUCUCCUGACGGCCACGCAGUCUCCGCGUUCGUCUUCCCCCUCUCAGGCGCCGCCAUUUACCCAUGCCUCGCCGCUACGCCCGUCGCGCCCGCCGUCCCGUCAUGCCGCCUCUCCUACCUUCACUUCCAUCACCGACUUCGCGCUCCGGGCCGCCUCGGGCGCGCCCCCGCAACCCCCUAGGAGGAGGGGCUGGACGCGCCGGCCGGCAGGCUCCAGCACCACGCGGGAGGGUCUUACUGCUUCCAGUCGCGGCCGCGAUUAG
This is a messenger RNA of Gryllus bimaculatus (two-spotted cricket), 1140 nucleotides long. Lineage: Eukaryota; Metazoa; Arthropoda; Insecta; Orthoptera; Gryllidae. The record is from the annotation of a GenBank genome assembly.